Messenger RNA from Mycena citricolor, 818 nucleotides. The record is from the annotation of a GenBank genome assembly. Lineage: Eukaryota; Fungi; Basidiomycota; Agaricomycetes; Agaricales; Mycenaceae.
GGCGACGGAGUUCCAUGGAUUCAGCACCACUACUUCUUUGAAACCCCGAUGUCGAACACAGUCCAAUCUUACGUUGUGACUGGCGCAAACCAAGGUCUAGGAUACCACACUGUGCACCAGAUCGCACAGAAACCACACGCCCUGGUGUUUUUAGGCGCACGGCGGAUCGCCGCAGCGGAGGAAGCCAUCUCCAGCUUUGCGUCCGAUAUUCACUCCACGUCGGCUGUGGUGCCCGUAUACAUUGACCUCACAAACGAGAAAUCAGUGACGGAUGCGGCCGUCUUUGUCGCAGCAGCGCUGAAGGAGCGGGGUCUGUCAGGGUUGGAUGUCCUCGUCAACAAUGCAGGCAUUUCCACAGGAACAGACAUGGCUAUCUUCGCGACCAACGUGGUCGGCACCCUCGUCGUGAAGAAUGCCUUCCGGCCAUUGCUCAAAUCCGGCAGCCGGAUCGUGAACGUAUCUUCCACGCUUGGCUCUCAAGCACUUCAUGCGGCCCGGCCCCCUAUCGCUGUGUAUAACUACAAGACCUACGCAGCCAGCAAGGCUGCACUGAACAACUUCAUACUCCAGUGGGCGUUCGAGGAGGAGGAAGCGAAGUCGGGAAUCGUCGUCAUGGCGCUCUGUCCAGGUCUCACCUCGACUGCUGCGACUGGAUUCAACGAUCACGGUGCUCCGCCGGCAGUGAGCUGCAAGGUCAUCGUCGACUCGGCUAUAGGAUCCCCGAAGAAUGGAAGCUUCCUGGAUGUAAACGGGGACAUCGCACCCUGGUAGUGCGACCAGACAUACAAAAAUUGAGUAUCACGUGAUGUUCGAAUUCC